Molecule: messenger RNA, 1662 nt
Organism: Marchantia polymorpha subsp. ruderalis
Lineage: Eukaryota; Viridiplantae; Streptophyta; Marchantiopsida; Marchantiales; Marchantiaceae
Source: the annotation of a GenBank genome assembly
UACCUCAGCACCAUGUGUUGCUUUGGCCAUAACCAAUUCUUCUCUGUCUCAUCAUUGAUCUCAAUUCGUUACUGACCUUCUGGCCGAACUAUUGCUUUUUUUUUCGAUGAAGGGUAGCGGAGCGAGGAGCAAAAACUCGUCCAGAAGGACAUUAUCUGUCACGUUUGAUCGUGAAUCUGAUAAUUUGUUUCCAGUACAUGCAGAUCAGCACGGAGCCUGCAGCCAUGAAACUAUGGAUGCUGCCAGUGAUCAAGAUCAGAAAGCAAAAUACAGUGGGAAGACCUCCGUCCCUGCCACUCCUAGAUGCACGAGUCCAGGAUAUUUGGAACGAGCUGAUCAGAUUCUGUCAUACCCGAACGCUUUGAAUAGCGAAUUUCUGUCGACGUUAAUCUCCAAAGAGUUUUUCAAGAGGCAUUUUCCGGACUCACGCUACGAGUACGAAGCUCUUAUGGAUGCAGCCCACUCGUACCCCAAGCCUCGCUUUGGUCUACCGAUCGAUGUGGCUCGGAUGAAACGAGAAAUUGCAGCCUUUCUUGCUCACAUCGACCAUGCAACGAACGGACUAUCCAACAUCGACAAUGAUACCCCAAAAAUCCCCCAUUGUAAGACCAGCAUCGAGUACCCCUGCGUCAAGGGAGCGAGUUAUCACCCUCGUGGACCAAUGAAGAUGUGCUGGAAUUACAACUAUGGGCAAUGUGGUGUGGCAAUCGGAGAAAAUCUACUCAAGUAUCCCGAGAGAGUGGCAGAAGAUCCCAUCGUUGCUUUCAAGUCAGCUUUGUGGUUCUGGUGCACUGAGCAGUGGAACAAGCCAUCUUGUCACGAAGUCAUGCUGGGAUUGUGGGAGCCAACAGAAGAUGAUAUUGCUGCGCAGCGACUUCCUGGUUUUGGAUUGACAACCAACAUCAUCAAUGGUGGACAGGAAUGUGGACAAUCUUCAGUAGAGGCUGAUUCACGUUUGAGAAGAUACCAGAAAUUUUGCACAGCUUUCAGCGUUGAACCUGGACAGAAUCUGAGCACCCGCAACCAAACGCCCUUUGCGUAGAAUUGCAGAUUUUGAGACGCCAUAGCUGCUAUAUAACCAGCCAGCCAUUUCUGCUUGGAAGGAUUUUCUUUGAUCCCAUGCUACAACUGCAGGAAGUAUCAAAAUGCCCCUGCAAUAUCAGCAAUGAAUAAGUUGUGGCAGUUGAGGUUAAACGAAGAUCUGUAAAUCAAAAGCUAAGAAGCGAAACUUUAAACAAAGGCUCCCUAAGAAACUACUGAAGAAGGCAACAUAAACUUCAGCUUUUGACACGGUGCUCAUCAGAGAGGAUACACUCUAAUUUUACCAUAUCAGGGGCUAAAAUUUUGAAAUGCUGUUUAGCGUGGAAUGCACGUGAAGCCCAUUGACUGAAGAAGAGUGAUAUUCCUUCGGAACGAAGGAAUAUCACUUUGAAGAAACAGAUUGUUGACUCUUAUGAGUACCAAUUAAACCUCAAGAAAUUCCAAACGUAAAUGCGUUGUGGACGUUCGAUCAGACUCGCGUAAAAUAAUCCCAGCAAUUACACGCUACCGAAAGGCUAAUGUUCUUAUGUUUCAAUUAGAGAUGUUAAUCACCUUUAAAACUCAAUAUGUUUCAAGUUCUAAACUUGCUAAACCCACAUAGACAAAGCAAGUGAUUUUCGA